Oncorhynchus kisutch (coho salmon) is the source of this 7049-nucleotide messenger RNA. Its product is annotated as retinitis pigmentosa 1-like 1 protein. The transcript is spliced from 13 exons. Bases 114 to 6758 code for a protein of 2214 amino acids. The record is from RefSeq and is a predicted model, not a curated record. Lineage: Eukaryota; Metazoa; Chordata; Actinopteri; Salmoniformes; Salmonidae.
GCAUCUCUAAGGAUUGUUUGCGGACCGCCAUAAUACCAUAGAAGAAGAAGGUUAUUUCGGUCGAGGAACGUCACCUGCGUCUGUCUGUAAGGUGUUCCGAAGCCAGGGAAAGGAUGACCGGUCAGACGGAGGCUGAUAUACCUGAAACGGGAGCAGUCUUCACCUUUGGGAAGAGCAAGUUUGCUGAUAAUGUGCCCAGUAAAUUCUGGCUGAAGAAUGACCAUCCAGAGGAAAUCUCAUGUGGAGGGGAUCACACUGCUGUCAUAACAGGCCAUGGCAGGCUGUUCAUGUUUGGAAGUAAUACCUGCGGUCAGCUAGGACUUGGGUCAGAGAUCAAUGUCAACAUCAACAAGCCCACCGCUGUGAAAGCGUUGAAGUCUGAAAAAGUUAAGUUUGCAUCAUGUGGGAGAGACCACACAAUAGUGUGCACAUGGAGUGGGCGUGUUUAUGGUGCUGGCAGUAACCAGGAGGGGCAGCUUGGUUUGGGACACUGUGACGACACAAACACCUUCCACCUGCUUCAUCCUUUCUCUGACCAUGCACCAAUCAAAAUGCUUGCUGCUGGCUGCAACACCUCAGCUGCCCUGACAGAGGAUGGCAGGCUGUUCAUGUGGGGUGAUAACUCUGUGGGCCAGAUCGGUCUGGGCACAGAGAGCUACACCUCAGAGCCCAGAGAUGUGAUGGUGGGACAGCCAGUGGCCUGGGUGUCUUGUGGAUACCACCACUCAGCGUUUGUCACAGUGGAUGGGGACCUCUACACGUUUGGGGAGAGUGGGAGCGGAAGACUGGGUGUAUUCCCAGAUCAGCUAGCCAAUCACAGAGUCCCUCAGCGUGUGGAAAGCAUCCAGGAUCCAGUCAUCCAAGUGUCCUGUGGAGGGGAGCACACAGUGGCACUCACAAAGGACAAUGUGUACGCAUUUGGGCGGGGGCAGCAUGGGCAGCUAGGCCAUGGGACCUUCCUGUUCGAGGUACCUUUGCCAAAAGCACUGGACCACUUCCGGAAUGGCAGAGUCAGUCACGUAACCUGUGGAGAGAACCACACUGCAGUGAUCACAGACAGUGGGAUUCUAUACACCUUUGGCGACGGUCGCCAGGGUAAACUAGGACUGGGGGAAGAGAACUUCACCAACCAGUUCAGACCAACACUGUGCCCACGCUUCCUCAAAUACAGUGUCCAGUCAGUAAGUCAAGUAGUGUCUGUGUCUAUGUUCGUGCACCUGCUAAUACUGUGUAUGUCUGUUCAGGUGGCAUGUGGCGGCUCUCACAUGCUGGUGCUGGCUAUGCCCAGACUCCCAGAGGUUGAGGAAGUGGUGAUAGAGGAGGAUGAUGUUACAGAGAGCAUUCUGGAGUCUCUGGAGACCUACACCGAGCUGCUCCUGAUGGACCCCUCCUUCCUGAUGCCCAACACACAGACCACACCUCCUCUCUGGGCCCUGUCUGCUAGGGCCCGCCGCAGGGAGAGGGAGAGUUCUCCAGAGCAGUUUGGCCAGAUGUUCCGUAACCUUCCGCCUCUGAUGUCAGGCUUCCUCAACGCCUCCCUGCCCCUGUCCAGAAAUAUCCGCAUCUCCAGAACACCAUCUGAAGACCCCUGCACCUCCUCACUGUCCUCCAAUCUCUCCUCAAACGACCCCCCCAGCCCCUCACUCUCCCUUAAAUCCAGAUCCAAAACCCCAUUAACACUGUCACCCAUGUUCAUAUUCCCAGACCCUCCUAGCCCUUCACUCUCCUGCAAGUUCUCCCCUAAGAAGAGUCCCAGCCCAAAAUCCCCCAAAUAUGCAUCUAAAGAACACCUCACCCCCCCACAGUCAUUUAAAUCCACACAUAAACUCAUCCCCACCCCCCCAGUGUCCCCUAAACCCUCCUUUGUAAAGCCCACAGAUGACAACCAAUCCCCCAAAACGCUGUCUGAGGGUCCCACCACACCACAGACAGAGAGGACCAAGGACACUGUGAUAGAAGCAACUGACAGCCGGAUGCUCAUUGAGAAUUUGGAGAAGAACAUGGAUGAAGGGGACAAUAAAGACAUGUUGCCAGACCUGGCAUUACCAUCAGGGGGAGAUUUUGGCGAUGAGACUGGGACUACAUCUGCAGAACAGAAGGAUAAGGGACAUAAAAAGGGUCGGGCUCUGAGGAGAGCUGUUAAGGAGGCAGAAAUGGAGGUUGAACAAGCCCCGGCCAACAGGAAGCUGCAGCUACUUUCCCAUAAGGCCCUUCCUACCGAGCUUCUGAGAGGCUCCAGCUUGAGUUCAUUAAAGGCAGAGGGCACGCCCCCAAAGAGCCCCAAAUGCUUAAUGAACCCUCAGACCCCAGCCAGCGGCAAGGAAAACAUUGCCAUGACAGCAGAAAAUUCUGGCAUCAAAGUGAACACCAGUAAACUGACAGGUAGUAAUCUGCAAAGCACAGGUAAAGCAGGGUCUAAACCAAUUUCACCAGCAAAGAAACAAAGCAAGUUAUCCGUAUCGAAACCUAGCACUCCUACACACAGCCAGAUCCAGAUAUCUGUGUCUAAACCCAGCACUCCAAAACAUGGUCAAAACAAACUGUCUGAAUCUAAUCCCAGCACUCCAAAACAUGGUCAAAUCAAACCGUCUGAAUCUAAACCCAGCACUCCAAAACAUGGUCAAAACAAACCGUCUGAAUCUAAACCCAGCACUCCAAAACAUGGUCAAAACAAACUGUCUGAAUCUAAACCCAGCACUCCAAAACAUGGUCAAAACAAACAGUCUGAAUCUAAACCCAGCACUCCAAAACAUGGUCAAAACAAACCGUCUGAAUCUAAACCCAGCACUCCAAAACAUGGUCAAAACAAACUGUCUGAAUCUAAACCCAGCACUCCAAAACAUGGUCAAAGUAAGCUGUCUGAGAUGAAUAAAGGUACAGAGAUGAAAGGUAAAGGCCCUGUAAAAGUUCAAGGUAAAGAGGCUUUCAAAGACAAGAAAUCUAAAAUUGCAGAGGAAUAUACUAAAACAAUUGAAGUUCAAAAUAAACCACUUCAAGAGAUCAUGUCCCCUCCAAUCAAAGUUAAAGGUAAACCUGUGGAAAAGGAAACAACUCCAAUUAAGGCUACUGCUGAAACCAUUCCUUUGAAAGUAAAGAGCAUUCCCAAGAAGAUUGUAGAUGAUAACAAACCAUCUGAAUGUAAAGGCACUCCAAUAAAAGGAAAAAAGAAGGCAAAAGAGGUGAAUGAAGAGAAGAUGGAAGAGUCUAUUACUUUCAACGAGUCAGGGACAAUAGUGGGGAACAAAAUGGCAGUUAAAGAUAAAGGCAAAGAAAAAGAAAGUGCAACCACCAAAACAAAACAUGUGCCCAAACCAAAAGAUGUUGAAGCGAAACUAACUGAGUUAGAGGGAGUCCCAGUGAAACUGAAAAGCAAGCCGACAGAGGUUUCCAGCCAAGCAGUCUUAGUAGAACCUACCUUAAAGGCCAAAUCACCAGUCACAUCACUCUCAUUAUCAGAUGCACUACCUCAAAAUGCUGGAGAUAAGAAGUCAACAAAGUCACUGGUUGUCUGUCAGGUCAGGGAUAGAGUGGAGGUCCCAGGGGAAGAUGCCUUUGAUGAAUCCCAGAAGGGGAAGCCUAGCUGGGGAGGAUUUCUCAGCGAUGCAGCCUCUCUCCUUCCAGAUGUGGGGAUGGCGGGGACAGCCAUGGGGGUCCUGAGUGAGGUGGUGACGAGCGUGAGGGGGAUUCAGUCGGAGAGUGACACAGACACUUCUAUCCCUCCUCGGCGGUCCAGCCGGGUAGAGAGGUUCACCAAACAGAGCGCCAUCACCCAGCCUUCCUCCACAUCACCCUCUUCUUCAACAUCAGAUCCAAGCACAGCAGAGCAAAGCAAGAGGACUGACGCCCGCAUCGGCACCCUCAGGAAUUCUGAUCAGGAAGUGGGGAGCAGGAUUAUUGAGAAGGACCCAGAAACCACAGAGGCUGCUAGCGAGAGGUCAGGGGGUCAGGCCAAGGUCGAUUAUGAUGAGAACUCUAGUAGUCAAAGUUCGGGAGCUGAGGAUGAUGAAGAUAAAGAGUCCACAAAGAGACAUGGAGAUGGGACAGAAAUGGAGAGCACCAAACAAGAGGAAAAAGAGGAUUACAGAAGUGUUAAGGGUCUGGAAGAUAACAGUGAAGACAGUGAUACUGUGGCCAGCGGAGAGGGAGAGGAGGGUAGAGAAGAAAAGAGUGAAGACAGCGAGGGCGGAGAGGCAGAAGAAAAGAGUGAAGAGAGCGAGGGCGCAGAGGCAGAAGAAAAGAGUGAAGAGAGCGAGGGCGCAGAGGCAGAAGAAAAGAGUGAAGACAGCGAGGGCGGUGAGGCAGAAGAAAAGAGUGAAGAGGAUGCGGAGGCUGAAGAAGAAGAAGAAACGAGUGAUAGUGUGGGGACAGGAGAGGGGGAGGAGGAAGACGAGAGGUGUGAGAGUGAGGGGACAGGAGAGUGGGAACAGGGAGAGAAGAGUGAUAGUGAUGCAACUAUAAAGGGGGAGGAGGAAGAAGAGAAAAGUGAUGAGGGCGCAGUACAGGGGGAGGAGAAAGAAGAGAAGAGUGAUAGUGAGGGGACAAGUGAUGGGGAGGAGAGCAAAGAGAGUGAUUCUGAGGCAAGCCUAGAGGAGGAGGGAGAGGAGACGAGUGCACAGAGUGAGGGGGAAGGAGAAGAGGGCGAAAGUAGUUCUGGGACAAGUGGAGAGGAGGAGAUGAGUGAAGAAGAGUCCAGUGAUGAACAGAGUGGGGAUAAAAAAAAAGAGGAAGAGGAGGAGAGCAAUUUGAGUGAGUAUGAAAACGAGGAGAGUGGUGAUGAAUCAGGAAGUGAGGCUGAGAGCAAGAGUGAGGUAUCAGCAGAAGAGAAAGAAGAUAAACAAGCAGAAAAAGCAGAAAGUAAAGCCACUGAGUUUGCAGAGGAGGAAGGAGAGAACCAAGAAGAGGAAGAGAGUGGAGCAGAGGAGGAAGGAGAGAACCAAGAAGACGAAGAGAGUGGAGCAGAGGAGGAAGGAGAGAACCAAGAAGACGAAGAGAGUGGAGCAGAGGAGGAAGGAGAGAACCAAGAAGAGGAAGAGAGUGGAGCAGAGGAGGAAGGAGAGAACCAAGAAGACGAAGAGAGUGGAGCAGAGGAGGAAGGAGAGAACCAAGAAGACGAAGAGAGUGUAGCAGAGGAGGAAGGAGAGAACCAAGAAGAGGAAGAGAGUGGAGCAGAGGAGGAAGGAGAGAACCAAGAAGACGAAGAGAGUGGAGCAGAGGAGGAAGGAGGGAACCAAGAAGAGGAAGAGAGUGGAGCAGAGGAGGAAGGAGAGAACCAAGAAGACGAAGAGAGUGGAGCAGAGGAGGAAGGAGAGAACCAAGAAGACGAAGAGAGUGGAGCAGAGGAGGAAGGAGAGAACCAAGAAGAGGAAGAGAGUGGAGCAGAGGAGGAAGGAGAGAACCAAGAAGAUGAAGAGAGUGGAGCAGAGGAGGAAGGAGAGAACCAAGAAGAUGAAGAGAGUGGAGCAGAGGAUGAAGGAGAGAACCAAGAAGAGGAAGAGAGUGGAGCAGAGGAGGAAGGAGAGAACCAAGAAGACGAAGAGAGUGGAGCAGAGGAGGAAGGAGAGGGAGAGGAUAAGGAAGGUAGUGAAAGUAAAGAAAAUGAGGAGGGGGAGGAGGCAGGUGUAUGUGAGGAGGAGGGGGAGGAAGAAGAGGACGAGGGAAAGGAUGAAGAAAGUGGAGAAGGUGAGGAUGAUGCAGGAGAGGGUGAGGAUGAAAAGGAAGGUGAAAAGGAUGAGAACAACGAAGUUGAAAAGGGUGAGGAGGGACGAGAAGAUGAUGAGAAAGAAGCCAGGGGAGAGGAAGAGGUUGAAGGUGGAAAAGGUGAGGAAGAAGAAGAAGAGGGAGACAAAGAAGCAGAAGGAGAAAAGGAAGGAGAGGAGGAGGAGGAAGAAGAAAGACAGCAAGGAGAGGGGGAGGAUGAAGGAAAGGAAGAGGGUGAAGGGGAGGAGGAAGAAGAGGAAAUUAAGAAUAGAGAAGAUGAAGGAAAGGAUGAGGAUAUGAAAGAAAGAGAAGAGAAAAAUGAGGAGAAAGGAGAGGAUGAGAGUGAAAAGGGGGAUGGUGAAAAACAGGAAGAGGAAAGAGGAGUGCAUGAAGAGAGAGAUGAGGAAGCAAAUAAACCAAAAGAGGAAAGGGAGUGGCAAGAGGAGGAAGUGAAGGGAAAAAACAGGGAGGGGGAGGAGAAGGGGGGAGGUAAAAAAGAAGGGAAAGAAAAUAAGACAAGUGAUGGGGAGGUAGAACAAGAGGAAGAAGAGGGCACAUGUGAACAGAAAGGGGAGAUGGAUGAGGAGGAAGCGGGAGCGGGAGAGGAGGAAGGAGAAGAAGAGGAAGAGGAUAAAGAAAAGGAGGAGAAAGAUAGUAAAGGAGAGGAAGAGGAGGGAGAAGAAGAUGAAGAGGGAGAGGAAGAAGAAGAAGAGGGGGGGGGAGAUGGUAAAGGAGAGGAAGAGGAGGGAGAGGAAGAUGAAGAGGGAGAGGAAGAAGAAGAGGGGGAGGAAGAUGGUAAAGGAGAGGACGAAGAGGGAGAGGAAGAGGACGAGGAAGAAGAAGAGAGAAAAUCACAGAAAGGGAUAAAGAAAGGGUCACAGAGCGUACCACCUAAAGCAGCUCCCCCCAGCAGGAAAGGGAAGGAAGAGCCCCCAAUGGAGAAACCCAAACCACCAGCCCGCACCAAGCUGAGGACCACAGGGGGAAAACAGGCCAAUGGAACCCAAGAAUCCCAACAGUUCUGGAACAAUGUCUUACCCCAGUACCUGGAGCUGAAGUGAAAUAUACUGGACAUCAAUGGUUCCCAAUUUUAUUUGGGUCAGAACCCAUAACCUGACUGUUAAUAACAGCUGGAAUGGGUCUGGACCUCAGAAAACUAAGCCAGGUGCUCAAUAUACAGCACGACCCUACGUAAACUCCUUGAAUUUAAUCAAUAUCUGCAUACAAUUUACACAAUAUGCCCAACUGUACUGUAAGGUACUAAACUGAGUGUACUCAUGCACUAUACUGUACUGAAUUGUAAUAUACAGAUAUUUGUAUUAAAUAAAGAGAAAUUGAGAAUUUCACAGGAC